AAUAGGACAAAUCGAGGUGAGGCGGAGCUGUCCACAAAAACCACCAAAAGAUCUCUUGAAUUCUUCAGUCUUUCUUUGCUGUUCCACUUCAUAUACAUGUAUGCUUUCACCAUCAUCCCAUUGUAUAUUUAACCACUUAAAUGUGAACUACUCUUCCUUUCACAAGACAUGCGCCACUUACGUAUUCAGAUCCAUUCGUAUUAUACCUCAGUAUAUGAAAUGCUUUCGUAACUUAAAUCCAGUCAAAUAAAGUGACGCCGGUGCGGGACAGCGCUUCAUCACGCGAGAGCACAGCAGCCUCACUGCAGCGGGACAGGUGCAUCCACGCAGAAUCAAUCACACAGACUGAAACUGAACCUGGAGUGGGAAUGCAUACAAUAUAGUCAUGUGUAUAAGCGGAGAACAGUGAAAUCAUCGGUCUACUUUCUUCAUGAGGUGUGCCAUCAUGUUUUUGAAGGGGCUGAUCUUGUUGGUGCUGUUAGUACAGUUCUCUGCAGAAGAAGGAGGCAAACCUAAGAAAGGGAAAAAGGGCAAACAAGUCAUCUGUCCCUCUCAGUUAUCAGCAGAAGAUCUGGACAGAGUCCCAGCCAACUCAACCAGUAACAUACUGAACCGCCUGCUGAUGACUUAUGACUCACGAAUACGACCAAAUUUCAAAGGUAUUCCAGUGGAGGAUAAGGUGAACAUCUUCAUCAACAGCUUUGGCUCAAUCCAGGAGACCACAAUGGAUUACCGUGUAAAUAUUUUCCUGCGUCAGCGCUGGAAUGAUCCACGGCUGCGAUUACCUGCUGAUUUUAAGUCGGAUGCAUUGACUGUCGAUCCAAAAAUGUUCCAGUGCCUGUGGAAGCCAGAUCUGUUUUUCGCUAAUGAAAAAAAUGCUAAUUUUCAUGAUGUUACCCAGGAAAACAUUCUCCUUUUCAUCUUCCGCAAUGGAGAUGUCCUUAUCAGCAUGAGGUUGUCUGUCACUCUGUCUUGCCCUCUGGAUCUACAACUCUUUCCUAUGGACACCCAACUCUGCAAGAUGCAAUUAGAGAGCUUUGGAUACACCACAAAGGACCUGGUGUUUAUGUGGCAGUCAGGGGACCCCGUUCAGAUGGAUGAAAUUGCGUUGCCACAGUUCGAUGUAAAGCAAGAGGAUAUCCGGUACGGAAACUGCACAAAGUUCUACCCUGGAACAGGAUAUUACACAUGUGUAGAGGUCAUAUUCACUCUGAGGAGACAGGUGGGCUUUUACUUGAUGGGUGUUUACGCUCCCACCCUGCUCAUUGUUGUCCUGUCAUGGUUGGCCUUCUGGAUCAACCCUGACGCCAGUGCAGCGCGUGUGCCCUUAGGUAUUCUAUCUGUUCUAUCACUCUCAUCCGAGUGUACAUCUCUAGCAUCUGAGCUUCCUAAGGUCUCCUACGUGAAGGCUAUUGAUAUCUGGAUGAUUGCCUGUUUGCUCUAUGGUUUUGCCUCGCUGGUGGAGUAUGCUGUAGUUCAGGUGAUGUUGAACAGUCCCAAGCGAAUUGAAGCAGAGAAGGUCAAGAUGGCUCAGAAAGAUAAAGAAAAAGAAAAAGAGAACAAGACGCCAGCCAAAAAGAACAGUGUCAAUGGAACUGGAGGAACACCUAUACAUGUCAGCACACUACAGGUUGUAGAAAACCGCUGCAAGAAGGUGUGCACUUCUAAAUCUGAUCUGCGCUCAAAUGAUUUCAGCAUUGUCGGUUCUCUCCCACGUGAUUUUGAACUCUCCAACUUCGAUUGUUACGGCAAACCCAUAGAGGUCACAAAUUCUGCCGGAAAAUCACAAAACAAGAACAACAAGAAGCCUGCCCCACCAAAACCUGUCAUUCCAUCUGCAGCUAAACGGGUUGAUCUUUAUGCUCGAGCUCUGUUUCCAUUCACUUUUCUCUUCUUUAAUGUCAUUUACUGGUCUGUCUACCUGUGAACAUGACAAAGUGUGUGUGUGUGUGUGUGUGUGUGUGUGUGUGUGUGUGUUAGCGUGCAUGGAUGUUGAUGAGGGAGUAGACAUAAUGUGAUCAAGCAUGAACAAAGUCCUUUACAUUGUCUGAUGUCUGUUAUUUUGAUCGGAUCAGUUAAAUAGUCCCUGUCCUUUGCUACAUUUAUUUGUGUUUUUCUUUUCCUUUAAGUAGCUUUUUGAAACGUAUAGCUUUAAUACAAGCAAACUUUGACAGCAUGACUUUACAGGCAAUGUGUGUUCAGCCAUCAUGUUAGGCCCAGAUAGAUACCCACAUCCAUGCAUAGAUGUCUGUUGUUUAUAAUCUCAGGCAAAAAUGUAUAAUGUACUUAUGGAAUUAAGGACUAUAUCAGAUAUGGACCUACACAGUUGUGUAUUCAGAAUGAAUUUUUGUAUAAGUAUUACAUAUCAACAGGCCCAGGCCCACACAGAAUCUGUGCCCUUAGAACUUUUCAGAUUUCUGCUGUAUUGGGAAACAUCCCAAGCCCCUUGCGUGUUUGUUUAUUAAAAAUUUGGGCUUAUAUCAUAAUGCUUCCUGCUGCCAAUAAAAGUGUAUUAGUCUUAUGAGCUCUAUUUAACACAUUUUACCAUGUUUAAAUCCAUUUUAAACAUGGUAUUAAAAAUCUCCCAAAUCUGCACAGAAAAUGUGAACAAAAUGAGCCUGCAUUUUAGUUUGUAAUUAAAUGGGAUUUAACUGCUGUAAUUGAGCCAUACAAUAAAGAUCCUUCA
This is a messenger RNA of Myxocyprinus asiaticus (Chinese sucker), 2686 nucleotides long. RefSeq names its product glycine receptor, beta a (gene glrba). Gene Ontology annotation, molecular function: extracellularly glycine-gated chloride channel activity; neurotransmitter receptor activity; transmembrane signaling receptor activity. Gene Ontology annotation, cellular component: postsynaptic membrane; neuron projection; synapse. Gene Ontology annotation, biological process: signal transduction; chemical synaptic transmission; chloride transmembrane transport. Lineage: Eukaryota; Metazoa; Chordata; Actinopteri; Cypriniformes; Catostomidae. The record is from RefSeq and is a predicted model, not a curated record. Bases 431 to 1927 code for a protein of 498 amino acids. The transcript is spliced from 11 exons.